Vollenhovia emeryi is the source of this 2027-nucleotide messenger RNA. It is a transcript of the gene Vsp37A, whose product is annotated as vacuolar protein sorting-associated protein 37A. Gene Ontology annotation, cellular component: ESCRT I complex. The coding region runs from base 170 to 1432 and encodes 420 amino acids. The record is from RefSeq and is a predicted model, not a curated record. The transcript has 5 exons. NCBI's taxonomy places the organism in Eukaryota, Metazoa, Arthropoda, Insecta, Hymenoptera, Formicidae. Gene Ontology annotation, biological process: protein targeting to vacuole; protein targeting to membrane; ubiquitin-dependent protein catabolic process via the multivesicular body sorting pathway.
AAACCCCGAGCCGAAGCGGAGCGGAGCCCCGUAAAUCCCGAUCGGGUGCCCUUCUCUCCUUCCUGCGCGAGAGUGCGACGAGGUUAAAACAGCUGUUCUGCUGGAUGGUCGCGCUGACAGGGACGACGGUCAAGCGGAUGAGAGACCCAUCGGAGGCCCAGGCACUUAAAUGAUAUCGCGAAUAUUCCGUGGGGAAAUCGAGAAUGUCGCGGUCAAACGCAAACGGCAAAUCGACACUCUGAAAAUCUUCAACGACAAUGUGAUAGAGCUACGGGAAAAUGUGGACUAUCAGGUGGAAUUUCGUGCUGGCGAUCGACGAAUGGCUAUUAUGGUCUCCCUGUCGCCGAAUUUCCCGCUGGAGAAGCCGGUGCUCAGAGUCUCCCCGCCGAUAAGCCACCCCUGGUGCAACGAGCACAGCGAGAUCACCAGCGCGCCGGGAUUACUCAACUUUUCAGUACACAGCGACCUCGGCCGGGUCGUCCAGGCUAUUAUCAGGGAGUUCAGCAAGAACCCGCCGCAAUUGCUGGAGGACAUCUCGCCGGGCUCCACGAAGCCUCCUCACCCAGACCUGCAGGGGAGGAGCUCGCCGUCCUACUCGCUGCAGCAGUAUCCCGUCGAGAUUCCGGCGACGUCGUACAACUCCUAUUACAGCACGACGCAGUUCCCGCACCUGUCGUCCUCCGACGCCAACACGUGCAUUUACAACUACAACUACACGAACUCCGGUCACACGUACGUCUCGUCCUCGAAGUCGUUCGGCGUCACGUCGCACCACUCCGCGUACAUCCCGAGCUCGAGGAACAGCACGGCCCUCCAGAACUCGACGCCCGCCCGGUACACCUCGGAUCAGCACAGCGCGCCGUACUUGAACUCGCAUUACGCGAACGCGAAUUAUCAGCAGCCGCUGCCGAGCCAGUCGCAAACCAAUAGCAUAUUUCCCGAGUUGAAUAGCUUAACUAACGAGGAGUUGAAGAGGCUCAGCGAGGAUGACGACAGGCUGGACGACUUUCUGGAGAAACAUUCCCAAAUCAAAGACAUGAACGCGGCGAUCGAAAAUGCUAUGGAUUGGGUUGAAAAAACUGCCGAAGCUAACGCAGCCAAAGAACCCGAACUGAAGCAGCUGCAGGCCGAUGUAGCGGACAAGGUGAAGACGGUGGCGGCGUUGAAGGCCAGAUACGAUAAUCUCAUACAACGAUACAACAAAUUGUCCGAGGUCUUCACGCCGGAUCACAUAAAGGAGUGUCUGAGGCAGGCGGCGGACGAGAGUCAUGAGGAGAGCGAGAAGAUAGCGGAGGAUUUCCUCAACCGGAAGAUCGACGUCGAGCGCUUUCUCAGCACGUAUAUCGAAUGCCGAAAGUUGGGCCAAGCUAGGCGAACCAAGGAGGAAAAACUGGCGCAUCAGUUGAAUGAAUUGAAACGAGCUGGUUUCUGAAAGAUGAAUAGAAUAUAUAUAUAUAUAUAACCAUUUUUUUCUAUGACUCGAACAAAACUGUAAAUAAGACUUAGUUAAAUUAAACGUUAUUGUGAAUUUCAAUUUAUAGCAUUCGUGAUUACCAAAUAUCUAAUGCGGCUAGAAGAUUCGACUGAGGAUUUGGCUGAAACGUGUUACGUUUAAUUCGCUUAUUUAUGCUGCGUUCUAAACCUAUUUUGAACCGUGUAACAUUCCAGAAUUGAUGCAUAACACACAGACACACACACAUACACACACAAAGUGGCGCUAAACGAAUGAAGUUGUAAAAACCGAAAGUGCUUUAGGAUUAAUUUUGAGGGAAUACAGUUGCACACAGUAUUCCGGACGUUUUAAUGAGAUAAAGCAAUAUAGUGAAUUGAGUCCGCGUUGUGAAAUUCGUGUAGCAAGUUUAAUUCGUUGAGUACUUAUUCCAUAGUGAAAAGUAACAUGGCUUUAACUAUGUUAGUUUUGCACGAGCAACAUGUACUGUCGCGAUUCAUUCUGAAACAAAGAUACGUUUUCUACUCUGUAAAUAAAUGUGCAGGGAAAUGUAAUUAAAAUCGAUUUUUGAAAAUUU